Messenger RNA from Chara braunii, 1147 nucleotides. Lineage: Eukaryota; Viridiplantae; Streptophyta; Charophyceae; Charales; Characeae. The record is from the annotation of a GenBank genome assembly.
GAGACACACGUGCCGCCCUUAAGGCCAAGGCCAAAAGGUAUGCCGAUUUAAUGGAAAGGGCCAUUCCUAAGCUAGCCCGAAAAAGACAGAAAAUGAAUGAUCUAGCCCACGAAAGACAAGUCCGUAGCUACGAGGCCCGAAAUGGGAACGUCGGUCCCCAACAUCAAUAUAAAUUAGGGGACUUGGUACAGGUGACGUGGAUGCAAACCAGUGAGCAUCCUGCGUGUAUCGAGUACCUGGAGCUGUUGAUCCUGCAGGCUUGGAGAAUGGACGUGGAAGGUGAUCUUCUCGGUUUUCUCUUCAGAUCGGUGCGGCCGGACCAUCGCCAACUAAUUACUCAAGAACUCGUCGUCCCGCUUGUGCAACUAGCUGAUGAUCUCUCCCUCGACAUCAUUUUCCAAAGCGACGAUAGUCCCGCUCCGCACGUCAUCACGCGGACAUUGGCGCCGUAUCUUCAGUGGACUGCGUGCUUGGAAGAACCUGGGAGUGACAACACUUUGCCAUCGCGGCAGGAGUACUUGAAGCCGUACGGAAUCAUCGAUCACGCCUUCUAUCCGAAGGAAGAGCCUGAAGAGGCGCUCGAAGGAGAAGAGGAAGCCACUGAAGAAGAGAGCGACGCCGACGAGAAAACGUCGGAGGAGGGAAGUUAUAGUGAGUACAGCGAAGGGAAGCAGAGUGAAGAAGAGGAGGAGGUAAAAGAAGAAGAAGAAGGAGAAGAGGAGGAAGCCGGAUCGGAGUGGGAGGACUUGCCGGAAGAAGAGGCGCGCACAGGCACGGAGGCGGAAAAUCCCGAAGCGGCACGUAGAAGGGAAGAGAUCGCUGCUGGGAAAAACCAACUGGAGAUCGCCAACGGGGCGAGCUUGUGUAUCAACGACGACCCAACCAGGGAUCCAGAGCCCCCCGAGCCCGAAGAUGGCGGAUCAGCAAUCGUGGCUCCGAGUGCAUCGCGACGGAGACGGAGCCGAUCACCCUCCCCCUCCACCCCAACCCGUCCCCCAGUUCGUCCACGUACCGAUGCGGGGAAUCAGCCUUCGUCCCCGGUCAUUAUUCCAUCGUCCCCUUGACUACCUCACCCUCUGCCAGAUCUCUACCCCCGUCACCUUCCCUCGCAACCCCUUUCCUCCCAAUACCUUGGGUCACUUUUACU